Pelobates cultripes (western spadefoot toad) is the source of this 549-nucleotide messenger RNA. Lineage: Eukaryota; Metazoa; Chordata; Amphibia; Anura; Pelobatidae. The record is from the annotation of a GenBank genome assembly.
AUGGUAAUUGUGAUUGAGGAGGUUGGAAGGGAAUUAAUUCAGGUUAAAAAAUCAAUACAGGAUUUUGAACUUACCCACGUUACUGCCCUACAAUCAUUGCCAUCCACUGAAUUUAUGCUAAAACUACAAGAUGACAUACAGAAGUAUCAAAAUAAUCUUAUCCGCUUUAAGAAAGUCAAGGUAGAGAAGGUAAACCACGACUAUAAAUAUCAUCAGGUCUACCGCUGGUUAAGAGGAUCAGACUCUAAUAUGCGUUAUCCUAUCCCAAGAUUUAGAACACGUAUAAGAAAGCCAUUGUUACAAACUGUGGAUAUAAGUUCAGGCGAAUCAGCCUCAGAUGGAGAUAUCAGGGAUGAUCAACAUGCCAGAAAACAAGUUACUUUUUUAAAGGAAGGAGAACAUCCAAACGAUCCACCACGGAUGACCAGUACUACUGUACAAGACAUAAGAGAUACAAGAGACAUCUUAGGCGCGGACAAAAGGGUCACAAGAACCCCGCACCCAAAAAACCCCACCAAGAGCCUCAUACAAAAAAAGGACUUUUUAUAA